AUGCCCAAGACCAGGUCGGCGGCGACGCCACGCCCCUCCGCCGCCGGAGCCGCCACCGCCACGGCAAAGAUCUCCUUCCGCUCCCGCAAAAUCGUCAAGACGCCACCCGCCAAACCCCUCACCGUGGUCACUGUGCCGCCACCGGCGCCAAUCCCUCCGGCGCUGCCCGCGCUGUCCGCCCCGGGCGAGCUCGCGGCCGCGCUCCGCCACCUCUCCGCCGUCGACCCGCUCCUAUCCGCGGUCAUUGCCUCCACCGACGCCCCCACCUUCACCUCAACCCCCUCCAUCCCCGCCUUCCACUCCCUCGCGCGCUCCAUCCUCUACCAGCAGCUCGCCACCUCCGCCGCCGCCGCCAUCUACGCCCGCUUCCUCGCCCUCCUCCCCUCCACCCCCGCGGUUGGCCCCGAUCCCGCGGUGAGCCCCGCCGGCGUCCUCGCCCUCGCUGCCGCCGACCUGCGCGCCAUCGGCGUCUCGGGCCGCAAGGCCGCCUACCUCCACGACCUCGCCGCCAGGUUCGCGGCCGGGGACCUCUCCGAGUCCUCCGUCGCCGCCAUGGACGAGGACGCGCUCCUCGCCCAGCUCACCAAGGUGAAGGGCAUCGGCGAGUGGACGGUCCACAUGUUCAUGAUCUUCUCGCUGCACCGCCCCGACGUGCUGCCGUCCGGCGACCUCGGCGUGCGCAAGGGCGUGCAGGAGCUGUACAAGCUGAAGGCGCUGCCCAAGCCGGAGGAGAUGGCCGGAUUGUGCGACCGGUGGCGCCCAUACAGGUCGGUUGGCGCCUGGUACAUGUGGCGCCUCCUGGAGAGCAAGGGCGCCGCCGCCAAGAAGGCCAAGAAGGGCAAUGCGAGCGCGUAGCUAGGUAUGUGUCGUCGAUCUACGUGUGAUGCUUGUCUAGUUGUAUGUAUUUGUUGUUCUCAAGAUGUUAAAUUUAGAUGACAAUGUGGCAGAUGCUGCUGCCCAGAUUAGUGAAGUGCGCAUUGUAACUUGUGUGUUUAUGUACACAUUAUGUUGUACUUG
This is a messenger RNA of Lolium rigidum, 1017 nucleotides long. RefSeq names its product alkylbase DNA glycosidase-like protein mag2. Gene Ontology annotation, biological process: base-excision repair, AP site formation; DNA alkylation repair; base-excision repair. Gene Ontology annotation, molecular function: DNA-3-methyladenine glycosylase activity; DNA-7-methylguanine glycosylase activity; alkylated DNA binding. Bases 1 to 855 code for a protein of 284 amino acids. The record is from RefSeq and is a predicted model, not a curated record. Gene Ontology annotation, cellular component: nucleus; protein-DNA complex. Lineage: Eukaryota; Viridiplantae; Streptophyta; Magnoliopsida; Poales; Poaceae. The transcript has a single exon.